Molecule: messenger RNA, 2384 nt
Organism: Sapajus apella (tufted capuchin)
Lineage: Eukaryota; Metazoa; Chordata; Mammalia; Primates; Cebidae
Gene: ATF5
Product: activating transcription factor 5
Exons: 3
Coding region: 754-1611 (285 amino acids)
Biological process (GO): regulation of transcription by RNA polymerase II
Cellular component (GO): nucleus
Molecular function (GO): RNA polymerase II transcription regulatory region sequence-specific DNA binding; DNA-binding transcription activator activity, RNA polymerase II-specific
Source: RefSeq, a predicted model, not a curated record
GGGCUGUGACUCAUGCUGGACUCUAACCCACGAGGGUUCUAAGGGUCAGCAGUUGGGGGAUGGAGAUGAAACGUGUGGCUGGCAGGAAAUUCUGGAAGCAGGGAAAGGGAAAUUAACUGGUGCCGGUCUGCGGGAAGAGAAUAAGCCUGGAUCCUCAAUCACAGGAGGAGGCAGGCCCAGACCUCAGAGGCAGAAAGAGAAACCAGAGCCUAAAGUCACAAGGAAAAACCAGACCUCGGAGCCACAAGCAGGAGAGGGCCGGACCCUGGCUCAGAGGGAGGGGGCCGGAGCCUGUGAGAGGGAAGUAGGGAGUCGGAUCCUCUGAUCCCCACGAGGAGAGGACCUGGCUGCCUCCCGCUUGGGGCCGCGCGAGGGCGGGGCGCGGAAGGAUCCGGGCGGGCCGUGCUGCGCCACCCCGGAUAUAUCUAUCCCCAGUCCCCGGGGCCGCCUCAUUCCCCGUCCUCAGUUCAGUCUUGUCACUACAGCGUCGCCUCCUCCGCCCGCGUAGCCCCGGCCAUGGCUCUGUAGCCGCGACCCCUUAGUGCCCCCAGCCCGUCUCCGCGCCUGCGCUCUCCGCUCCCACCUUCUUUCUUCAGCCGAGGCCACCGCUGCCUCUUCCUGCCGCAGCCAUGGAGUCUUCCACUUUCGCCUUGGUGCCCGUCAUCGCCCAGCUGAGCAACCUCCAGAACCUCGUCCCAGUUGCUGCUGCAGCCUCUCCUGUUGCCAUCAGUGCCCAGCAACUGUGCUACCGCCAUGUCACUCCUGGCGACCCUGGGGCUGGAGCUGGACAGGGCCCUGCUCCCAGCUAGCGGGCUGGGAUGGCUCGUAGACUAUGGGAAACUCCCCCCGGCCCCUGCCCCCUUGGCUCCCUAUGAAGUUCUGGGGGGAGCCCUGGAGGGCGGGCUUCCAGUGGGGGGAGAGCCCCUGGCAGGUGAUGGCUUCUCUGACUGGAUGACUGAGCGAGUUGAUUUCACAGCCCUCCUCCCUCUGGAGCCCCCCUUGCCCCCAGGCACCCUCCCCCCACCUUCCCCAACCCCACCUGACCUGGAAGCUAUGGCCUCCCUCCUCAAGAAGGAGCUGGAACAGAUGGAAGACUUCUUCCUAGAUGCCCCGCUCCUCCCGCCCCCCUCCCCACUGCCGCUGUUGCCGCCACUGCCACCACCACCGCCAGCAGCCCCGUCCCUCCCUCUUCCCCUCCCCUCCCUUGACCUCCCCCAGGCCCCUAUCUUGGAUACUCUGGAUUUGUUGGCCAUCUACUGCCGCAACGAGGGCAGGCAGGGGGAGGCGGGGAUGGCGCCCCUGCCGCCGAUACAGCAGCCCCCUCUUCCUCCUCCACCUCAACCUUCUCGCCCGGCCCCCUACCCCCAUCCCACCGUCCCCCGGGGGGACCGCAAGCAAAAGAAGAGAGACCAGAACAAGUCGGCAGCUCUGAGGUACCGCCAGCGGAAGCGGGCAGAGGGUGAGGCCCUGGAGGGCGAGUGCCAGGGGCUGGAGGCUCGGAACCGUGAGCUGAGGGAACGGGCAGAGUCUGUGGAGCGCGAGAUCCAGUACGUCAAGGACCUGCUCAUCGAGGUGUACAAGGCCCGGAGCCAGAAGACCCGCAGCUGCUAGAAGGGUGGGGCGUAGCUUUUGAGGGCUGGUCUUCAGCCCUGGCCCCAUCAUCCCCCUGCCUCCACCUUCAUUCCAAACCCCUCUGUCAGCCAGGUGCAGUGGUUCAUGCCUGUAAUCCCAGCACUUUGGGAGGCCAAGGCAGGAGGAUCGUUUGAGGCCAGGAGUUCAAUACCAGCCUGGGCAACAUAGCAAGACGCUGCCUCUAUUAAAAAAAAAAAAAAAUCAACCCUUUGCUCCCCAAAACCACCCAGCUCCCCUCUGCUUUUAUCACCUCUUUUGUAUUUCUGGAUUUUCUUCCCUCUUCUUACCUCCACAUCAUGAAAUGUUUGGCCUUAGUCACUGUCUGUGCCCGAGAUGUAACAAACAGCAGAGGCACCGAGGCCCACAGGGAAUGCAGGAAGCAGCGGGGAGCUUGGAAACCUGGUCUCUUGCUUUUCAAACCUGGUUUCCUACAGGUGGUUCUCUGGGGUGGGUGGAGGCGCUAUGCAAAUGAGGGUGUAAGUCGGGGCGGCUUUAAGAAGGGGACACGUAUCCUACAGGCCAAAAGCAGGCCAGGUGACCUUGGGACACGGCUAGGGGAGGAAGCCUAAAGGUGGCCAGGUUUGCAGAGUGGGAGGAUGGGCAGUAGUGGAUGGGUGACUGGGUUCAUUUUAGCUCUGGGGGAAAAUCAGUGUUUUGUGAAGGUGUUGGAGUGGGGCUGUGUCUAGGUGAGGGAUGGUGGGGUACUAAUUUUUUUGGGAGGUUAUGAGCAAAAAUAAAAGCAUUUCCUCUGG